GGUGGUACUGCCAUCACUCUCUUCAUAUAAAAGAUCAAAAAUUAAUAUAACCAGCCAACAAGUCCAAAACGAAAAUCAUCAAAAUUAUUGCCUACCCAUUAACCAAUUAAUCGAUCAAUCGAGAGAUUGAAUCCAUGGCUGAAGCUGAAGCAGCAGAAUCUCAAAAGGGUUUCUUCAAGAAACACUGGGAAGGAUAUAAGGAAUUCUGGUGUGAAAGAUUUUCCUUUUUGAACAACUAUUCCAGAUUUAUCAAGCGUGAGAAGCCUCUCCCCUCUUGGACUGAUUCUGAUGUUGAAGAGUUCAUUGCCUCUGACCCUAUUCAUGGACCAGUUCUUAAAACUGCUCGUGAAGCUGUUAAAUAUGGUGCUGUAGGCAGUGUUGUAGGGGCAGUUACAACAGCAGGCUGGGCGUGGAAAUACUCGAGAAGUCUCCAUGGUGCUGGGCUAUCUUUUGCUGCUGGGGCUGUCUUUGGCUGGACAUUUGGACAGGAAAUCGCAAACCACCAUCUGCAGCUCUAUCGGUUGAAUACCGUGGCUGCCCAGACCAAAUUCUUGGAAUGGUGGCAGAAGAAAGUGGAAGGGCAUUGAUGGAUUUCCUUGGGUGUUGGAUGCAAAACCUUUUCUGCAAUAAAAACCAGCUGCACUGUGAACUUGACCCGGUCUACUCCAUGGCAGCUUUAGUUCAUAUUAUGGGUUGGGGGUGAAUGAAACAGAAGAAAUUAUGAAAUGCCUUGUGGCUUUAGCUUCUACUGGACUAGACAAAAUAGAGAUUUUGCAAAUCCAAAAUGACAAACAACUUGAGUUUUUGCCUGUUCACUCUUUUACAUUUCCAAAGUUUUCUAAUUUUCUGCGAGUAUGACUCUGAUUUAAACGUUAUAUUUUCA
This is a messenger RNA of Coffea eugenioides, 883 nucleotides long. Its product is annotated as succinate dehydrogenase subunit 6, mitochondrial. Lineage: Eukaryota; Viridiplantae; Streptophyta; Magnoliopsida; Gentianales; Rubiaceae. The record is from RefSeq and is a predicted model, not a curated record. The transcript is spliced from 3 exons. The coding region runs from base 135 to 587 and encodes 150 amino acids.